Copidosoma floridanum is the source of this 12067-nucleotide messenger RNA. It is a transcript of the gene Hml, whose product is annotated as hemolectin. NCBI's taxonomy places the organism in Eukaryota, Metazoa, Arthropoda, Insecta, Hymenoptera, Encyrtidae. Gene Ontology annotation, cellular component: extracellular region; extracellular matrix. The record is from RefSeq and is a predicted model, not a curated record. Gene Ontology annotation, molecular function: chitin binding; protein binding.
AUGACGAGUGUGCCAUCACUUGUCGCGCUCGUCCUGUUGGCGCUGGGCGCGGUUUUGGCUGACAAUUCCGAUUUCAGCUUCGAUCAGACGUUGAGCGACGAAGGCCGCUCGUUUAAAAUGAAAAAGAUCAAAUCGUCGCACAAGUCGAAGCUGCACGCGAUCGGUAAUUGCCCGACGAGCCCCGAGUCGCUUCCCAUCAUCAACGGUAUUCUUACCUGCUCGUCCAAAAGCGAGUGCAAGGCCAAGUGUAUCGAGGGCUACCGAUUUCCCAACGGAGAACUCGAGCUCGCGAUCACUUGCCACAACAGAGCCUGGAAAAUUCACGGGAGAAACUACGAUUCGGCCGCUCCCCACUGCGAGCCUAUCUGUUUGCCGGAAUGCCACAACAGCGGGAUCUGCGUCGCGCCUAACCAAUGCGACUGUCCGGAAAACUUCUCAGGACCCCAGUGCCAGUUCGAGAACAAACCGUGCCUCAAUCGCCCACCCAUGUCCAAAAAUGCUCAGAGAAAGUGCAACUCCAAAACCUGCACCAUCACCUGCUUGAGCAACUUUGUCUUCCCCGACGGCUCGUCAGUGGCGAACCUCAUAUGCAAACACGGAAACUGGGAGCCCACUCGAAGCGACUGGGUCGCCGUACCGGAUUGUCAACCUGUUUGCAAUCCACCUUGCGAGAACGAAGGGGUUUGCCUGUCCCUGAACGUGUGCCAGUGCCCGCGAGGUUUUCGCGGCGACCAGUGCCAGUACCGGGAGGACGCGUGCUCGAGCGACAAGCUGGGCUUCAACGGGGCGUACGUGUGCAGCAACCCCGACGGGAUGAGUUUCGCCUGUAGCCUGUCCUGCCCGGCUGGCAUCGAGUUUGAGUUCGCCCCGGCGCCAAAAUACGUCUGCAGUUACGCGACCGGCCGGUACGAGCCGCAACCGAUACCGCAAUGCGUCCCGCCGGCCGGCGUCCGCCUGGUCUCCCAGGGCUCGUACCAGAGCACCUCUUACGUCCACCACGCGAGAAACGAGUCGUGGGCGUCGAUCGACGAGUCAACCACCGGCCACGGGAAAAAAAUGGCCAACACCAGUGGCUCAUCGUAUCAACGGGAAUUCAACUACGGAUCAUUGUCCGGCAGAAACGGCUCGCUGAGUAGCGACGGGAGGGGCAUCAUCGGCUACUCGCAAAAACACGGUACCAUGACCAACAACAACAACAACAACAACAACGUGACCAUAAUCAAUGAAAUCGAGGGAGCCACUGCUGGGAUGAGGAUCAAACCGACCCCCGGCACCUGCUUCACCUGGGCCGGCACGCACUACAAGACCUUCGAUGGCCAGGUCUACAGCUUCGAGAGCCGUUGCGCCUACACUCUGCUCAAGGACACCCGGGACGGCCUUUUCACGGUGGCGGUGCAGAACGAGCCGAGCUGCAACAGCUACUACAAUUGCCACCGACUGGUGCGCAUCUUCGUCCAGGGUAAGGAGUACACGCUCACCCGGGGCAAGACCGGCCUGCCCGAGUUCCGGGCGGGUGGCAAGCCACUGGCCGUCCCGUCGCAGUUGACCAACUUGCGAGUCGAGGCGGCCACCGGCAAUCGGCUCGUCGUCUCGCUCGACCCCGUCGGCCUCCUCGUCAAGUGGGACGGCGCGGGCCUCGUCCAGCUCGAGGCGAGCGAGUCCCUCUGGAACAGAACGGACGGCCUCUGCGGCAGCAUGAACGGCGACAGGAGCGACGACUUGGCCGGCAUCAGGAGCAGCCCCGCGCACGUGACCACCGCGUGGCGACUCGAGGACAUCGGGGAGAACUGCGAGGAGUACAUCCAACGCGACGGCUCGUGCCGCGAGGAAGAGCACGAGCGCGAAGCCAGGGAGUUUUGCGCCCAAUUGUUGUCGGACGGGCGUUACAGGGGCUGCGCCGAGUUUGUCGAUUUCGCGGGAAUCGAGGCCGCCUGCCGGUGGGGCUACUGUGCCAGCCUGAACGCCACCGGUACCACAGCCACCAAGGGGAGAUACGCGUGCGACACAAUGAGCGUUUAUUUGCGCCAGUGCGAGCACAAGGGCCUCGUGCGCGCGACCGGCUGGAGAAACGAGAGCUUUUGCCCGAUGGAGUGCACGGGCGGCAAGGUUUACUCAGCCUGUGGACCGCGAUCCCAACCGAUCUGCGGAGCUGACCUGUCGUCGAGCGUCGAGGAGGCCACCUGCGAGGAGGGCUGCUUCUGCCCGACCGGUACCGUAAUGCACGGUGGCAACUGCAUACCGCUCGAGGAGUGCCCGUGCCCGUUGCGGGGCAAAUCCUUCGCCCCGGGGAGUAGCGUGCCAAAGGAUUGCAACAGUUGCACUUGCUUGGAGGGCCGAUGGCACUGCACCGAGAGCAAGUGCAGCGCGCGCUGCAGCGCCGUGGGCGAUCCCCAUUACACGACCUUCGACGGCAAACGGUACGACUUUAUGGGCCACUGCUCGUAUUACCUCGUCAAAGCCGACAAUUACAGCGUCGAGGCGGAAAACGCUGCUUGCCCCAGCGUCAUAUCCGAAAUGAUGGGCUUUUCUCGGGCUUACCAGGAGGGCGAGCCCUCGUGCACGCGAGCCGUGACCAUACGGCUGAACGGCGUGGCCAUCAAGCUCAAGCAGAACCGGCAGAUAUUGGUCAACGGGGAGGACGUCGGUAAAUUGCCGAUCACGGCCGGUGGAGCCAAGAUACGGAUCGUGAGCAGCAUCUUCGUCAGCGUCGAGCUGCCCAAUGGCAUCGAGGUCACCUGGGACGGCGUGUCUCGCGCCUACGUCAAUGCACCGGCACACUUUCGCGGGAAAACGAGGGGUCUCUGCGGGACGUUCACGGCAAAUCAGAAGGACGACUUUUUGACGCCCGACGGCGACGUGGAACAGUCGGCGGUGGCAUUCGCCAACAAGUGGAAGACCAACGAGCAGUGCGCCAACGUGGAAAAGGACUCGGAGCACCCGUGCGAUCGGAACCCCCAGAAGCGGGCCGCCGCCGAAAAGUACUGCGCCGUUUUGAAGAGGAAAUUGUUCUCACCUUGCCACUGGCACGUGGACCCGGAUCCGUUUUACCGCGACUGCCUGUACGACAUGUGCGCGUGCGAGGCCAAGGUCGAAGUGUGCCUGUGCCCGACGCUCUCGGCCUACGCCAAGGAUUGCGCCCAGCUCGGGGCCAUCCUCCAGUGGCGCCACGAGGUCCCGGAAUGCCAGAUCCACUGCCCGGGCGACCAGGAAUACCAGAUGUGCGGCAGCAGCUGCACCAGAUCAUGCGCCGACAUCUCCUUCAAUGGCCCGUGCAAGGAGGAAUGCGUUGAGGGCUGCAACUGUCCAAUCGGAUACACGCUCGACGUGAACGGCGAGUGCAUCCCCAUAGGACAGUGUCCCUGCAGCUACGCGGGCUUGGAGUUUUUGGCGGGCUACAAGGAAGUCAGACCGGGAAUCAAGACCCAAGAGACUUGCACCUGCGCAGCCGGCCUGUGGAACUGUCUUCCAGCGACGGUCGAGGAGAUUCGCGAUUAUCCGCCUGUAGAGCAAUUCAAGAGUUUGUGCAGCCCGUUCGAGCAUUACGAGGUGACGACUUGCGAGCCCGCCGAGCCACAGACCUGUCGCAACAUGCACCAACCGGUCAGCCACAGUCCGGCGAUUUGCCGGCCGGGCUGCGUCUGCAAGGCCGGCUACGUGCUGGAUCUGCCGAGCAAAAAGUGCGUCAGAAAGGAAGACUGUCCCUGUUACCACGGUGGCCAGAGCUACAACGAGGGAUCGGUCAUGCAGGAGGAGUGCAACACCUGCACCUGCCACGCCGGCAAGUGGAACUGUACCGACAUCCUCUGCCCCGGUGUCUGCUCGGUGUGGGGAGACUCGCACUACAAGAGCUUCGACGACCGGGUGUUUGAUUUCCAGGGCAUGUGCGACUACGUCCUGGCCAAGGGCUCGCUCAGCGAUUCCGAAACCUUCGAGGUGACGAUUCGCAACGUCGCCUGCGGCACGACUGGGGUCGCCUGUGUCAAAUCCGUCACGCUGACGGUGGGAAAGGCCCACCAACGCGAGAGCCUCACUUUGACCCGCGGCAAGAGCCUGACCGACGACACUUUCAAAGGCCUCGAGAGAAUAGCCGUCCGACGGGCCGGUCUAUUUAUUUUCGCCGACGUGCCGGAUUUGGGUCUGGUGCUGCAGUGGGACGAAGGUACUCGGGUUUACCUGCGACUCGACACAAAGUACAAGAGCCGAACUCGCGGCCUCUGCGGUGACUUUGACGACGACGCGGCCAAUGACUUCAAAACCCCGUCGGGGGGCCAGGAGGUCUCGGUCCGGCUGUUCGCCGAUUCCUGGAAACUGAGCGAGCUGUGCGCCGAGCCCCAGGAACACCAGCCCGACACCUGUGCCCGCCAUCCCGAGCGCAAGCUCUGGUCCACCCAGCGCUGUCGCAUCAUGAAAUCGGCCCUGUUCGAACCCUGUCACUCCGAAGUCGCGCCCGACGAGUACAUUGACCGGUGCACUCAGGACGUGUGCGGAUGCGACUCUGGUGGGGACUGCGAGUGCCUCUGCACGGCCAUCGCCGCUUACGCUCACGAGUGCAACGCCAGGGGCGUACCCAUCAAGUGGCGCAGCCAAAGCCUGUGCCCGUUGCAGUGCGACGAGUCGUGCUCCAAGUACUCGCCUUGCGUGUCGACCUGUCCACCCGAGACCUGCGACAACCUGGCCACUCGAUCGGACGGGCUGCACAUGUGCGACCGGGACACAUGCGUCGAGGGCUGCGCGUUCAAGGCCUGUCCCGAGGGCGAGGUCUACUCCAACGAGACCCGCGCCGAGUGCGUGCCACGCGCCACCUGCCAGACUCUGUGCCGGGUGAUCGACGGCAACAAGUUCUACGAGGGUGAUUUCGUUCGCGGUGACGAGUGCCACCAGUGCCACUGCAGUCGCGGCAAGGUCGUUUGCACGGGCAGCCCCUGCGGACCCAUCACCACCGAAACUCCAACGCAACUGUGAGAGCGCGAUCGAUCGGCUCGUUACAAUAAAUUAUCAUUAUCAUCGUUAUUCAUGUAGCGCCGUAAUCCCAUAAAUUUCAGGGAGCAGACCAUCAAGUGCAGGAGCGGAUGGACGAGGUGGUUCAACAGGGAUCGGCCGAAGAACGAGCCGGGGGUCAGGGGUGACGUCGAGGAGCUGCCGACGUCGAUCGAGAUGCUGGGCGAGGGCGACGACCGGCCGGCUUGCCAGAGAAGCAGGAUGGCCGACAUCCAGUGCCGGACAGCUGACACGAAGCUGUCUUACAAGGAGGUGGGCCUCAACGUGGACUGUAGCUUGGAAAAGGGCUUCGUUUGCCAGGCUUCGAAGGAGGAGAACGCAAACUGCCCGGACUUUGAGAUCAGAGUGCUCUGCUCUUGCGAGGACGUCCCGAGCACGACCCCGAGGUACGUGGACGAGUGUUCUCUGGAGGAGCGGUACCGCAGCGCGCCGGACGGCUGUUCUGAUUUUCUUCAGUGCGCCCAAAGCCCCACGGGCAACUCGUGGGUGCGCAAGACCUGCGGCCCCGGCACCAUGUUCAACCCGAACACGCAGAUUUGCGAUUUUCCCUUCAACGUCGUGGUCGUGCGGCCCGAGUGCGGGGAACACGUGAACGUGACAAAGGGUAAGGGUGUACUCGUCGACAAUUGCACGGACGGCGAGCGCUGGGACAACUGUGCCAUCAGAUGCAGCAAGACCUGCGAUUACUACAAGUACCAGUUGACGAUCAAAGGCAUCUGCAACAGGAUGAUAGACUGCGCGCCCGGCUGUGUGCCCCGAGACAGAGUCGACGGAGGAUGUUCGGGCGGAAACAGUUACUGGCGCGACGAGCACACGUGCGUCGACCGAUCCGACUGCACUUGCAAGUCCCCCGACGGGCAAUCCCUCGUACCGGGGAAAAUCUUUAAAAAAUCAAAAUUCGUGGCUUGCCAGUGCAUCAACAACUACCUCACUUGCACCGACUCGAGCGAAACUUUGACGCACGUCAACAUCACGACCUCGACGACCAAUGCCACGGAAAGCAAGGACGUCGGCAUAAACAUCGUCCCGACCACCGCGUCGCCGCCGCGGCCUGUUUGCGACGAGGGCCGCUACACGUGGUUGAUUGAAAAAAUACCGGACCAAGUCGCCUACAUGGCGAGCAGUUACGAGUUCCCCAGCGACGCGCCAAGCUCGGCGCGACUGCACCGCGUCAACGGCAUGCUCACCUGGCGGCCGGCGCCCGGCGACAAAAACCCCUGGCUCGAGGUGCGCUUGGAACAACCCGAGGUUAUUUACGGGGUGAUCGUCGGGGGCGACGUCAUCGAGGAGAGAUUCGUCACCGGCUACCAGGUGCUUUACUCGAACGAUGGCCAUUCGUACUCGUACGUGUUGGGAGACGAGGAUGGGUCGCCGCAGGUGUACCGGGGACCGGUAGACGCUGGCACAAUCGUCAGGCAGAUAUUCAAGCUACCGAUCGAGGCCAAGAUCGUAAGGAUCAGUCCGAUCAAUUGGCACAACGGCAUCGCCAUGCAGGUCGAGCUGGUCGGCUGCAUGGAUGUGGGUACGACGACGACUACUACGACCUCUCGACCAUUCACGACGACCAGCAUGUACACCGUGACUCCUGUUACUCCAGUAUGCGACGACCGGAUGGGUUACGACGACCGUAAAUUGCCGGAGCAGCAGGUGACGGUUUCCUCGUCUGGCUUGAACAACGUGGUCGCUUCCAACGUACGGCUCUCGUCGAUCGAGAUUUGGCGUCCGUCGUUGGACAAUCCCGACCAGUACGUGCAGUUCGAUUUCUUGGAGCCACGGAAUCUCACUGGCGUCGAGACGAAGGGUGGAAACGGCUUGUGGACGACUGCCUACAAGAUCUACUACGGCAGCAACGGCCGAAUCUGGAAUCCAGUAAUCGACGAGGACACUCACGCGGUCAAGGAGUUCCUCGGCAACGUCGACGACUACAGCAGCAAAACAAAUUACUUCCAGAGACCGAUCAAGGCAAGAUUCCUCAGAAUCUACCCGACCAAGUGGCACCAACACAUAGCCCUCAAAGCCGAGAUCCGGGGCUGCUACGAGCCUUAUCCCGAGGUCGAGCCAACCCCCACGACACCUCCAUCUACAUCGACGCCUCAUCCGUUGAGCUGCAAUGUUUGCAAAGGCGUGUUCCUCAAAGAUGAGGACAUCAGUUCCUGCAAGUGCGAACCACCUCUGUGGUGGGACGGUCGAUUCUGCGUCACGAAACAGGAGUGCCCUUGCCUCGUGGGCCACGUCACGUACCCGGUUGGCUCGAGCUACGAGACCCCGGACUGCCAGCACUGUCUCUGCGCUCUUGGUGGCCUGUCGGUCUGCCAGCCCAAGGUCUGCGAAAGCUGUACGAAUCCCUCGGAGCGAUCCGUUCUCACCGAGCUCUGCACCUGUCUCUGCAAACCCUGUCCGGCUGGCCAGAAACUCUGCCCAACGAGUGGCGACUGCGUCGAUGAGUCGCGCUGGUGCAACGGCGUCCAGGAUUGCCCUGACGAUGAAAGGGGCUGUCCUCAAGUCGAGACCACCCACGUCCAAACCAACAAGACUUACGUGACCACCGAGACUACCAUAGAGAUACAGUGCGUGACCUCUUGUCCUCCUGGUUACGAAAUGGAGUUCGACAACGUCAAAGAGUCCUACGGCAGUGGUUACCGCAAAAAAUACGUGAAAAAGACAGAAUCCAUUGAUGAAUCGUACACGAAAACGGUCUACAAAGUAAAGGUACCAGCGUCCGCGGUACAGCUCCAGAGUCGCUUCGGUGGCGACGAGGAUGACGCCAAGGCGUACUGUCCCAAAUUCAGUUGCCGACCGGUAAAAACCAACGACACAAAGGUGAAGAGUUGCAGCGAAGUCGCGUGCCCCGAGGGCUACGAGCCAAAGUAUGAUCGGUCAAAGAGCUUCAGCAAAAACAAAAUCUGCGACGACACUUGCGUGCCGAUUCCGAGGAAAAAGAAAGUCUGCAAGAUCAUCGGAAACACGUUCACCACGUUCGAUGAUCUGCAGUACAAGUACGAGACUUGCAACCACAUUUUGACGAGAGAUCGGGACGCCAACGAGUGGUACAUAAUCGUGGAAAAAGUCUGCGAGAGUCGGGAGAGCCUUGCUUGCUCGCGAGCGAUCGAAGUGACGUUCGGCGAGCACCGAGUACUGCUCCAUCCGGACAUGCACGCGACCAUCGACGGCAACAGGUACAGCCAGAGCGAAGUCAAGCGUCUGGGCGACAAGCACCCGGCCAUGGAACUGUCCCGCGUGGGCAACGCGCUUCGCUUGGAAUCCCGGCGCUACCCGUUCUGGGUUUUGCUCGGGUCCGACGGAAUCGUCAAGAUCGGCGUCUCCGAGGAACGCUACGGCCACGUGGACGGCAUGUGCGGCUUCUUCGACGGCGUCUCCACCAACGAUCAAACCACACCCGAGGGUAAACCAGCCAAGAGCAGCCAGGCGUUCGGGGACAGCUGGAAAGCCCAAGACAGCAACGAGUGCAAGCUGCAGGAGUGUCCACGCGAAACGCGCAACGAAGCCUGGAAAACGUGCACCCUACUGAGGGAUGACACCUUCAAAUCGUGCUCCAAGGCUGUCGACCGGGAAACGUUCGUGACCAGUUGCAUGCAGAACACCUGCGCGUGUCUGAGCAGCAAUGCGACCAGUCACGAGUGCCGUUGCCAGGCACUCUCGUCCUUCGUGACAAACUGCCUCGCGGCUGCCGACAGGAGUGUUGAUCUGUCGACCUGGCGAUCGGUCUACGAUUGCCCCUCCGUUUGUCAGCCACCCUUUGUUCACAAGGAUUGCUUCAGAAACAAAUGCGAAAUGAGCUGUGACAAUUUGCAAGAGCCCAAUCCGUGCCCGGCCAUGGAUGGUCUGUGCGUGCCUGGUUGUUUCUGCCCGGAUGGCUUGGUACGCUAUGGCGAGACCUGCCUGAGGCCAUCCGAGUGCCGUGACUGCAUGUGCUCUGGUCUCGGGAACUCCAAGUACAUUACCUUCGAUGAGACCAAUCUGCCCUUUGACGGCAACUGUACUUACUUACUCUCGAGGGACAGAGUUUUGACGGGAGACAACGACGGACACGCCUAUCAGGUCCUCGUCACCAACGGUGCGUGCAACUGGAGCUCAAACCAAUCAUCCCAGCUUGAUUUGGGUACUUGCACCGAGGCCAUCACCGUACUCUAUCAGUCGCACGUCGUACAAAUGAGAAGAGACAUCGAGACCAACCAGGUAAUGUCCUUCGUCGACGAAGUACAGGUCCACCCACGAUCCUACUCGUCGUCCUGGCUGAGCCUUCAAGAAACUCCCGAUCACGCGACGAGGCUCCUGAUACCUGGGGCCCAGCUGGAAUUGAUCAGUUACAAGCAAAACUUUGCCUUCACGCUUCGGGUGCCGUCUCACACAUUCGGCGGAAAAAUGGAGGGACUCUGCGGCGACUGCAACGGCCAACAGGAGGACGAUUUCCGAAAGCGCGACGGCAACGUCACCGACGACCCUCAAGAAUUCGGCGGCAGCUGGCUAAUGACGCAUCCCGAACUAUCCCCGUUACCGGCGUCCCUGAGACUUGUCGGUGGGGACGGGCAGUGCUCCAGCACGCCUGUAAAGAGCUGCGUCGACCAGCCGUCGGUGAACAACUAUUGCGAGCGAUUGCUGCUCGGCGAGCCGUUUGUCCGCUGCCACGGUGUCGUCGAUCCCACCCCCUACUACUUGGCUUGCAAGGACAGCCUAUGCGCGGGUGGCAACGGUUCCAUGGGAUGUCUAGAUUUCGAGGCGUACGCCAGAGUCUGCUCGUCCGAGGGCAUAUGCGUUGACUGGCGCACUCCCGAACUGUGUCCCUACCAAUGUCCAAGGCAUAUGGAAUAUCGAGCUUGCGAAUCAGGCUGUGCGCCGACGUGCGAGGCGUUGGCCAAUAAGGAAAAAUGCAUAGCUGUUAACUAUGGCGAGGGUUGCUACUGUAAGCCCGGCCAAGUAUGGCGCAACAACAAUUGCGUACCUGAACGUGAAUGCUACGUUUGCGACAACGAGGGACACAUGGAGGGUGACGUUUGGCGACCCAACAAGUGCACCGAGUGCUCGUGUCACAGGCCAAACAUCGUCAAGUGCCACGAGAUCAGCUGCUCCGCCAAGGAAACCGUCUGCGACCAGAGCUCGAGAGCCGUCGUUAUCCCCGGCACCAAGGACGAUUGCUGUCCCAAAUACACGUGCGUGUCAAUUCCAGUGGGUCCCGGUGAACCAUGCAUCGAGACGAUUCAGCCCGUGUGCGGCUACGCGCAAGUGUUGAAAAUCACGACCGACUCGAACGGCUGCCAAAAGUUCAUUUGCGAAUGUAUACCAGCGGAGGAUUGCGUCCAGAACAUCGACGCCCGACUGUCCGUAGACAAGUUGUUGGAACCAGGUUUCGUGAAAGUGACCGACACGUCGGGUUGUUGUCCCAGAACCACGACCGUGUGCAAACCCGAGCUCUGUCCCAAGCCUUCGGAGUGCCAGGAACACUACGUGCCGGUAGUGAAGAAGACCACGGAUUCGUGCUGUGCCAAGAUCGAGUGCGAACCACCGGCAGACAUGUGCAUCUACCAUCCGAACAUGACCAACGAUUUCAACUUCCAGCCCGACUCGGUGGCCAAGAAAAUUGGCGAGUCGUGGACGGACGGCAAGUGCGUGACUUGCACGUGCGAGCUACAGAAUGGCUCGCCAGCCCCCAAAUGUCAUAAAACAAAGUGCCUCGAGAACCACGAGCACCCGGACGCUAACGAUUUUGUCCUCAAGGAGGUCCCACAGGACGACCAGUGCUGCCCGAACUUUGAGAGGAUUGCGUGCAAGCAGGGCCAACUUGUUUUCAAGAAGGGAGAUCACUGGCACCCGGAUCCCAAAGACGUGUGUACAACGGCAACCUGCAUGGACUUUGACGGGACUCUGAUGAAGAGCAUGCUCGUGCAGAACUGCACAACGAAUUGCGAUUUGGGCUACGAGUACCAAUUGACCCUGGACAAACCCAACUCUUGCUGCGGGGAGUGCGUGCCUGUGGCUUGCGUCGUCAACGGACAGCUCAAGAGCGUCGGCCAAACUUGGCAAUCGGAGGACUACUGUGUCAACAGUACCUGCAUCCUGACCAAUGGAAUGUUGAACGUGCACUCGACGGAAGAAACGUGCGAGAGAAUCGGCAAGACGGAGGAUUAUAAAAUCGAGGAGAGAAAAAUCCCCGGAAAGUGCUGUCCCGUCAUCGUGAAAACAGCCUGCCACGUCAACGGGAAAUAUUAUGAGCCGGGAGACAAAUGGACCUCCGAAUUAGAUUCCUGCGUGACUGAAUCUUGCGUUCAAACGCCAGAUGGGGACCUCGUCAAGCAAAAAGAAACACAGACUUGCAAUACCGAUUGCCCGAGGGGAUGGGAAUAUCAGCAACCUAUGCAGGGUAACUGCUGUGGAGAAUGCAAGCAAGUCUUUUGCAUCCUUGAUGAGUCUCUGUACGAACCGGGUAAGGUUUGGUACUCGCCCGACAAUUGCACGACCUACUCGUGCGUUCAACAGGACGAUCAGCUGCUCAUUAGCACAAGCUCGAAAAUGUGUCCCGAGCUCAAUUGCCCUCUGGAAUUUGUUUACGAUGAUGGCUGUUGUAAAAUGUGCAAUCCGCUUGUCAACAACCAAAUCGUAAAAGACUGUGCAGCCGUGGUUGCCGAUUUCGAAAACACGGUCGGAAUAAUCGUUGAGAAAAGCAUAUUUCACGGUGUAUGCAAAAAUUUGAAACCGGUCGAAGGUCUAAGUGAAUGCCGAGGGCACUGCAAUUCUUCAACGCAUUUCGAUACUACACAAUGGAAUCAAGUCAUUGAUUGCAAAUGUUGUCACCCAGAGAAUUAUACAAAAAUAUUUGUAGAAUUAACGUGUGAAAACGGAAAAACAUACGAAAAGUCCCUUACUGUGCCAACAACUUGCUCUUGCGAAAAAUGUUCGUCUGAUGAAGAUAAGAGCCUUUUGAGACCUAUAAAGAAGAGCAUAACGGAUCUAUUUCACAAGUAUCGAGACACGUCUGAAAAUGAGAAUGAAAAGAAAAGUACAUAAUACAGACUAAAACUAACAUAAGUUAAAGAACAAAAAAGUAUAAGUUUAA